Molecule: messenger RNA, 4395 nt
Organism: Pristis pectinata (smalltooth sawfish)
Lineage: Eukaryota; Metazoa; Chordata; Chondrichthyes; Rhinopristiformes; Pristidae
Gene: cav2
Product: caveolin 2
Exons: 3
Coding region: 179-673 (164 amino acids)
Biological process (GO): positive regulation of MAPK cascade; negative regulation of endothelial cell proliferation; caveola assembly
Cellular component (GO): cytoplasmic vesicle; caveola; Golgi apparatus
Molecular function (GO): molecular adaptor activity; protein kinase binding
Source: RefSeq, a predicted model, not a curated record
UGUUUGCCGAGGUCCCCGCCCGGCGAGCUGACUGCAGUCCGUAGCGUUCGGAUCCUCUCCGCGGCAGCACUGACUGCGCCCAGCGGGCGUGGCUCCGACCCAGCACCACCGCGCAGACAGCAGGAAGAGGGUGAACAACUGGAGGAAAUCCCAACGGCAGAGGAGGUGGGAGGUAAUCAUGGGGAAGCAGACGGGUCCGGCCGAACGCGGGGUGCAGUUCGAAAACGACGAAUUUCUAAAAUCGACCAAGUUGCUGGGCGGCGGCGAGGAGGAGCAGCCCGAGCAGAGGGAGCACCACCGGCGGGACCCCGGGGGGAUCAACACCCACAUCAAGGUUUCAUUCGAAGACGUGAUCGCAGAACCUGUUGCGACGCAAAGUUUCGACGGAAUUUGGAUUUGCAGUCAUGCGUCGUUUGAAAUCAGCAAAUUCGUGCUGUACAAAGUGCUCACUCUGUUCCUGGCCAUUCCCCUAGCCUUCAUCAUAGGGAUUCUAUUUGCCGUAAUAAGUUACGUCCACAUUUGGUUUCUUAUGCCCAUUGUGAAGACCUUCAUGAUGAUUCUACCCUCCAUCAAGGUCAUCUGGAAAAGUAUUAUGGACACGUUUGUUUCUCCUCUGUGUGAGAGUAUGGGCCGUUGCUUCUCCGCGUUCAAUUUCCGCAUCACUCAAGAUUAAAGAAGCAAGAUAAAGGUGGUAUCAGAGGGAACAAUCAGAACCCAAAAGGAAUAUUUCCAGACUUUAUGAAAUAAAUAGCAUUAUCUAUGCUUAAACUUUUCAUUCCGAAUGCACUUUCAGAAAGUAUCUGACAUCUUUUUAAGUAUAUACACAUUUUGCAUAAACUUCAUUUAGAAAUAUGUAUACAUAUAAUUGAUUUUUUUUUAUUAUAAGCCAGUAUGCAUUGCUGGUAAUAAUUAAGGAAGUUUACACCAAGAUAUUGCCAUGCAAUAAUUAAAUCCUGUUCUGUAUUUCAAGAAAUGUUCAUAUUACUUCAUUCAAAAAAUCAUAAAAUUCUGUGGCACAGAGUAAGACCAUUCAGUCCAUCAAGUCUCUGCCACCCCCUUGCAGUGCAAUCCCAUCAGUCACAUUCCCCUUCCUCUUUCCCCCUGAUGCUCUCAAAAGGGCCUCUUCAUUUCUCUUUUGAAGGCACUCAUUGGUCCUAUUUCCACCAGCUUGAUUGACAGUGAAUUCCAGAUCCUAACUAUCUAAGUAAAAAAGUUUGUCCUCAAUUUCCUUUGUAUCUUUUACCCAGAAUUUUAAAUCUGUGUUCCUUGCUCCUUGAUCCAGUUGCUAAUAAGAACAGCUUCGUUUUACCCUUCCUGAAGAUGUCAUGAAAUUCUUCAUCUCUGGAACUAUUCUAGAAAGAUAUUAUCCACAUUGUGUCAGACCUUCACAUCCUUCAUUAAGCUUGUGUACAGAAUUGGAAGCAAUACUCCAGUUCUGGGGCCAAGCGGUUUUCAGUGUAAUUUUUCUCCUUUUGUACUUGAACGUCACCUUAUGAAUCCCAGCAUCCCACAUAUUUUGCAAACCACUCUCUCUACCUGCUCUUCUACUUUCAAGGAUUAGUGUACACUUAUGUCCUGUGCACCCUUCACAAUUGUGCCAUUUAAUUUACAUUCUUUCACCUUGUUCUUUCUGGCAAAGUUCAUCAAAGUUCUCUGUAUAAAGAAAAAUCAUGUGUUGUGUACCUGCCCACACAGCCAACCUCUCCAUGACUUAAUUUACUACCCUCCUCACUGUUUAACAUGCUUCCAAGCUUUGUGUCAUCCACAAAUUCAGCAACAUUACCCUGCAAACCCAUGUCUAAGUCAUGAAUGUGUAUAUAAUCCCUAUGACCUCAGCACUGACCUCUGGGGAACACUACUCUGUACCAUCCUCCAGUCUGAAAAGAAUGCAUUUAAAUACCACUACUCUGCUUUCAGCCUUUAAGCGAAUUUCCUAUCCAUGUUGCAUGUGGCCCUUUAGUUCCAUGAAAUUCAAUUUUACUAACUAACUUUUUGUGUGGGACUUUAUCGAGUGCCCUCUGGAGAUCACUGUAUUCCCUUCAUUAAUCUUCUAUCACUUCAGCAAGAAAAAUUGUUGGGUUAAUCAAACCCAAUGCUCUCCUUUAUCAAUUCUAAGUUCUCCAUGUGCCUAUUAAUAUUUUAUCAGAUUAUUGUUUCUGAAAGUUUCCAUCAAGUGAGAUUAAACUGACUAACCUAUAGCUGCCUGGUAUGUCCUUCACCUGCUUUUUUUUAUAGAAGGAUGUUACAUUUGCCAUUUUACAGUUCUCUAGCACCUCCCCAUUAUCUAGAGAGGGUUGGAAGAUUAUGGCAGACCCUUCUGUAGCCCCCACCCCCAUCUCCCUCAAUAUAAUAGGAUGCAUCCCAUCCAGACCUGGUUAAUUGUUUUACUCCAAUUAUAUAGGGCUCUACUGAGACCGCAUCUGGACUGUUAUGCAGACAUCAGGUCCACCUACCUAACAAAGAAUAUACUUCUCUUGUAAUGAAGAUUCACCAGGUUGAUCCCUGGGAUGAUGGAUUUUUUGAGUGAGCAGCAAACAUGCAGAUUGGGUCCAACCUUUCUUGAAUUUAGAAGAAUGAGCAAUGAUCUAAAUGAAACAUACAAUAUUAUUGCAGGGCAUUGAUAGUUAGAUGUGUGGAUGACAUUUCCUGUGGCUGGGGUGUCUAGAACCAAAUGUCACAACCUCAAACAAAGGGGCCAGCUACACGGGACAGAGAUUGGAAGACAUUUCUUCACCCAGAAGGAAGUGUCCUUGAAAUUCUCUACCCAAAAAGGCUGUGGAAGUUUACUGCUGAGUAUAUUCAGGCAAGAGAUCAAUAUUUAGAUAUUAGGGGAAUUAAGCAAUGUGGGAUUAGUGCAGGAAAGUGGUACAGAGGUAAAAUAUCAGCAUUGUUCUUAUUGAAUGGCAGCACAGACAGGAUUGGCUAAAUGGCUUCCUCCUGCUUCUACUUUAAGCAUUGCCAAUAUUUCUAGUAAUUCUCCAUUAUCAGUCUUCAUCUCUUCUGUCUUCCUUUCCAUACAGAUUUUGGCAAUAUUCUUUUCACUUAAGACUGAUUAAAAGGUACUUAUUUGAUAUUCCACCUAUGCUUACUGACUUUAUGAACGUAUCACUUUCAUUAUUCCGAAUUGGCUGCACACCUUCUCUUACUACCUGCUUACUAUUUACAUGCAUAUAGAAGACUUCCAGGUUGACACAGGAAGGUUAAAGUCAUCAUUUAAGAAGAAACAGUUCUGAAGUUUUGAUGGUUUUUCAGAAUUGCAAUUGCACUAUUUUCAGUUAUCUGAAAUCAUUGGCAAGCAAAGUUGAAUAAAUUGCAUUGCUCGAGACCAAACAAUAAGCAUUUGCCAUUGGCAGCACCCAUAUGAAUAAAUUGCAUUGCUCGAGACCAAACAAUAAGCAUUUGCCAUUGGCAGCACCCAUAUUUAGAGGAUAUAUUUGUAAAAGAAAUCAUAAAGGACUUCUCUUACAUAGUGCAUUUUCACAAUAUGACCUGCAAUUUCCUAGACAUAAUUGAUUAAAUUAGGGAUUGAUCAUCUUCUUAUAUCAGCAAGUCCUCUAUCUUUCUCAGUAGUCUCGCACUUUCUGUAAAUUCUUGUUGGUACAUCAUUCUUAUCCUUUCUCAAUUACAUUGACUCCCAGUCUCCUAAUGCAUUGUUAAAAAUUGUUUGUCUUCAUCUCACUCCCCUACCUUUUAUGAGACUUCCCACUAUUUUAUAUUUCCACUAGAUCCUCCAAGUCUGGCCAUUCCAUCCUCUUUUUCUAAACAAUUUGUGGCAAAACAUUCAGUCACAUUUGCCUGACUUUAUGAAAAACCUUCUCUGCCUCUCUUCACUGCAUCUUUCAAAACUGUCAAAAUCGUCCUUUUCAACCAAAUGUUGAGUCACCUCUCUAAUCUUCUCUUCCAUGGGUUGGAGUCCAUUCUUUAUCUUUUUUUGCUGCUUCUCCGUAAAAUAUUUUGUAAUUUUUUUCUCAUGCUCAAGUGUGUAUUUAAAUUCAAGUUGUAACUGUUGUUAUUGAAUAUCGAAUACUAAUAUUCUAAUUGAUAUAAUGAGAAUCAAUAAGUUCUGAUGUCUCUUAAAUUAUUGGGUUCUACUUUACCUUUUCAUUGUGGAUAUAAAUAACUCAAGAUCCAAAUACACACACACACUUUUUGAUAUAAUACUGUCUGUUGUGACUUUGGAGUCCAGAACUGUGUUAUUUUAUUAACAUACAAUAUUGUGGACUUAUUUGCAAAUUUUUAGAUGCUCAGUUUUGCAACACUUGAACAGAUUGUGCACUGUACUUACGUAUAUAACUCUGGUCGUAUAAUGUUUGCACAUAAGUGCAAUAACUAUACCUAUGCUUUGGUAGGCUGAGGUACCAUUACAAAGUUACAAAUAAAAACAAUUCAAUGGCA